AUGGCCAUGCUUGCCUCCAAGUCACCCUAUCCAGCAUCGCUGGGAUCAUCGGGCUCUACGCUCGUCAACACACCGUCGAACAUGCCUCCGAGACGAGUACCAGCCAUGCCGCCGUCGGGCCAGGGCUUUGGCAGCCCAACCGAGUCCGAAUUCUCAGACGUUGAUGGCCCCGAUGCAGUCAAGAACUGGAAUGAGGACCAGGUCUGUGAAUAUCUUAGGAGCGUCAAGUGCGGGGAAUACGAGAAGCUGUUCAGGAAGAACCACAUCAACGGCGAGAACCUGCUCGAGAUGGACAAGGAGGUUCUGAAGGAGAUGGGCAUUGACAAGGUCGGCGAUCGAGUACGCCUGUUCCUAGGCAUUAAGAAGCUACGUACGAAGGCAUACGCGAACAUUAAGAAACGGAAUAGGGACUCGUUUGGUGUACUCGACUCCCAGUAUACGCCGUCGACUGGGUCACCAAGACCACCUCACUCCGGCAGCAGCAGAGCCAUGCCAACUCCGCCUUCCACCAAGCGGUACUCGCGACAGAUCGACCUCUCCAGCUUCGGAGGUCUCAGUGCCCCCAUGGACGCUGCAAGGUCUACCUCGCGGCCCAGCUCUCCUCUUCCGAGUGCAGAUAUUCGAGCUGUGCGGACGCAGCGGUAUCCCAACCAGCAACAUCCGCACAUGAGCAAUGCCACCCCUAGCUCUGCCGGCAGGCUACCCAGUUCACCCCCCGACCAGCCCCAGUCCGGACGCCUGGGUCAAGGUGUAAUUCGAGUCAUCUCGACAGGCGGCGUCACCAAAGUCGUAAAGAUCUCUGGAUGCAACACUUGCGAAGAGGUCAUGAGGGUAACGUUACGGAAAUUCGCCCUACGAGAAGAUCACGACCGGAAUUACUGCUUCUGGGUUCUGGCCGGUGUCGACCCCGACCCUAAGCAAUGUCGGCGGCUUGGCGACACUGAGCUCUGGCGCAUCAUUAAGGACCAGAAGCGGCCAGAGAGAAACCGCCUUAUUCUCAGACGUGUACCUUCAGGCGAGCCUGGCGAUUCCGAGCUUCAGAGAGCCGCAGCUAUCGCCAUGGAGGAGGCUCAACAGAACCACGCCCGUGCUCUGGAGACGGUACCAGGCAGAAGCCAGCUCAAGGUUCAGAAACUCCUUGGUGAAACCUGGGACGAGGGCCUCCAACAACCGCUUUCCCCGUUAUCAUUUCAGGAUCGCGAGAGGAAUUUCCAGAACGCAGCGCGGGACUUGGAGCGGCCAGCGUCUAGUGAUACCAGACCAACCCCACGGAAGAAGGGGAUCUUGAGGCAGUUUGGCGGCCUCAGACCCCCGAGCGAGCUUAUCACUUCUGAUUUGACAUCGUACUUCCCUGAUCACCCGAGAGAGGAUAUUGACCGCACAGCACGUUUAUCCAUGCGCCGCUCAACACGUCUCAGCCGGGUCAACAGCCGGUUGAGUGUGGCGAGCAACCUCAGCUUCGCGUCUAGCAUCCAAGAUGCACCCCCAAUCCCCACCAUUGCCGACAACUGGCUCAGCGCUACUAGCCAGGUGGCAAAGGUUCGGCCUAGAGAUCCUAGCCGUCUACAACACCAAUACCGAGACUCGGUUGCCUCGUCUGUGCUCGGCACCUUACAAGAGGAGUCGCCCAUCGAGCCCAAUCGGAAAUCGUAUGUUUCCUUCGCUGAUAGUGGAUCUGACAGCGCUGGCAUCAGCGUUACCGAUCCUGAUGGCCACAGCCACGUCAUGCGACAGAGCUACUUCGACGAAACAAGCACGCAAGGCUCUGGAUCGCUCAAAGAGAUAUCACAGGCCCUUGAACAGGACGGCGAGGAUGCUGACGAGGAACUGCAGAGUUUCCUUGCAGGCGAGUCUUGGGAUGACAAUAAAUGGAUGAAGGGUGCUCUCAUUGGCCAAGGUUCCUUCGGCUGUGUCUAUCUUGCACUUCACGCGGUGACUGGUGAGCUUCUUGCCGUGAAGCAGGUUGAGGCUCCUUCGCCAGGCGCCAACAGUGCAACCGAUGCUCGCAAGAAGAGCAUGAUUGAGGCCCUCAAGCGAGAGAUUGGCCUUCUGCGCGACCUACAACAUCCGAACAUUGUGCAGUACCUGGGAUGCAGUUCAUCCACAGAAUACUUGAACAUUUUCCUCGAGUAUGUCCCGGGUGGCUCGGUCCAGACCAUGCUCAAUUCCUACGGUGCACUGCCCGAACCUCUGGUGCGGAGUUUCGUUCGACAAAUUCUCAACGGUCUGUCUUACUUGCACAACCGAGACAUCAUCCACCGUGAUAUCAAAGGCGCCAAUAUUCUUGUUGAUAACAAAGGAACCAUCAAGAUCUCUGAUUUCGGAAUCAGCAAGAAACUCGAGGCUACUAACAUCCUUAAUGGCGCCAACAACAACAAGCAUCGCCCUUCGCUACAGGGUUCCGUGUUUUGGAUGGCACCCGAGGUAGUCAAGCAGACGUCGUACACACGUAAAGCCGACAUCUGGUCGCUUGGCUGCUUGGUCGUUGAGAUGAUGACGGGCAAUCAUCCAUUCCCAGACUGCUCCCAACUGCAGGCCAUCUUCAAGAUCGGAGGAGGCAAGGCGGCGCCGACCAUUCCCGAAGGCGCCAGCCCUGAAGCCGUUCAGUUCCUGACUGGAACUUUCGAAAUCGACCACAACCUCCGACCCAGCGCAGACGACUUGAUGCUUAGCCCGUUCCUAACUCCUAUCACGUAG
Molecule: messenger RNA, 2697 nt
Organism: Neoarthrinium moseri
Lineage: Eukaryota; Fungi; Ascomycota; Sordariomycetes; Amphisphaeriales; Apiosporaceae
Exons: 3
Coding region: 1-2697 (898 amino acids)
Biological process (GO): signal transduction; protein phosphorylation
Molecular function (GO): ATP binding; protein binding; protein kinase activity
Source: RefSeq, a predicted model, not a curated record